This is a messenger RNA of Schistocerca gregaria, 2533 nucleotides long. RefSeq names its product neurogenic locus notch homolog protein 1-like. The transcript has 9 exons. NCBI's taxonomy places the organism in Eukaryota, Metazoa, Arthropoda, Insecta, Orthoptera, Acrididae. Bases 380 to 1594 code for a protein of 404 amino acids. The record is from RefSeq and is a predicted model, not a curated record.
GAAGGCUGCUUCGAUGCAGCUCAGCCCUCCACGCUAUUUCAUCUCUGCAGGACUACUACAGCCUACACCCAUUGCAAGUUGCUCGCUGUGGACAAGCCAAGUGGCGGACUGGCGCUCUCAACGGCCCUGCCCAGCCGCCCGCCUCACCCACAACACAGGCCGCGACCUGACCCAGCCCACGUGUCCGAGAGCCGUGACUCAGGGCAGCGCCGGUUUGGGUGUCCGUCCUCUGCCGUGCGGCUGGACGCAGGUACACUCACACACUGCGAGAAAACCUCCUCGGCAUCGGAGGCGCGGCCUGCCAGCCUUGGCAAACCAAUAAAGGUCGUGCUCGGCGCUUCGCACGCAACAGUCCGCUUGCGCGCUGGCUCCAGUCAACAUGCACGUUACUUGCUGGGUCUUUACUGUGAUUACGUUUCUCAUAACUCCGUCACUGGGAGUUCCAGACCCGUGCCAGCCCAACCCGUGUGGGAGAAACACCAACUGCCGGAGUACAGCGGGCCGCGCAGUCUGCUCUUGCCUGCCCGGUUACCGUGGUUCGCCACUCAGUUCCUGUGAGAAAGGAGAAUGUUCAGUCAGUGAAGAUUGUCCGAGCCACAAGACUUGCAUUAAUUCUCAGUGCAAAGAUGUGUGUGAUGGAACCUGUGGAAUAAAUGCAAAAUGCGAGGCACGGAAUCACGUGCCCAUAUGCUCUUGCCCUGCCGGGUAUUCUGGCGACCCUUUCGUGCAUUGCCGCAAUGAUCCAGAGUCUCUUUGCAUACCAAAUCCUUGUGGAAAGAAUGCACAAUGCAAAGUAGUGAACAAAGUGCCCACUUGUUCGUGUCCUCCAGGCUAUAUCGGGUCACCACUCAGAGGGUGCAGACCAGAGUGCGAAAGCGACGGGGAUUGUUCCGACCACCAACACUGCUUCAACAACCGGUGCACAAGUGUCUGCACUACAGGUGUUUGUGGUGUAGAUGCCCUCUGCACCGCCAGAAAUCAUGUAGCUGUGUGCACCUGCCCAGAAUACUACGUCGGAAAUCCACAAGUGUCCUGUCGCCCCGAGUGUGUUACUUCAGAAGACUGCACCAAAGACAAGCCCCUCUGUUGGUACGGUCGCUGCCUCGACCCUUGCAAAUCGGCAUGUGGUGUUAAUGCUGAGUGUCAAGUUAAAAGUGAGACCGCAGUCUGCAGCUGUCCAGAGGGCUACGUUGGACACGCUAUGCUCUACUGUCGGCCAGUCACAGAUGAUGAUUACUGCAAUCCCAACCCGUGCGGAAAGAAUGCCGUCUGCCAGCCCGGCUUCGACAACACGGGGAAGCGGCGGCCAGUCUGCACUUGCCCUGCCGGCUACGUCGGAAAUGCACUCCGGGAGUGUCAGCGUGGAGAGUGCCUCACAGAUAACGAGUGCAGGUUUGAUCUCUCGUGCGACGCGUCCACCUUCACUUGCCACAAUCCGUGUCGAGGAGCCUGUGGGGCACUGGCGGAGUGUGUCGUCAGGAACCACAUUCCCCUCUGUGCUUGUCCUGCAGGCUACACAGGCGAUGCCUCUGUUGCUUGCCAGCCAUUAAAUUCUCAGCAGAGGAUAGUCUACCAGAGCAGAUAUUCAGUAUGAACAUAGACUCUUUUUUUCUCUCUCUUUUUUGUACCUAAUCUUCUCAAAUAAUGAAAGUAUUUACAAUAACAUUGAAUGUUAAGAAAGUUUUAAGCAUUGAGCUAUGUUUGGAAAUUGAACUAAAGUUCCAGAUCUUUAUGUAUAUACUUAUGGAAAUUACACCAAACAGUUUGUACUGGUAGGUGUGUUUUAUGGUGAUACAGUCACAGAUUUGGUAAGAGUUCUGUAUCACACUAAGAUGUUAGUAACAAAUUGCUAUUUCACGAAAAGGUUUUCUGGGUAUGGUACCACAUCAUAUUGUAAGAAAGUGUUACAGAUGAAACACGUGUUUUGGUCACAGUUAUUGUGGUUGAAAUAUCAGUUUCAUCAGUAACAGUUACUUACGUUAAGAUGCGGUACCAUACCCAUAAAACUUCCCAUGUUAACUGACUCUGGCUGUGGAGGCCUGGCCUGCACAGCUAUAAUUGGGUAUCUGUUUCAGAUAAUACCUGGCUCUUGAAUUGUGCAGUUUUUCAGGAACCCACUUAUCAUACAUUUAAUGAUAGUGUUUGUGGAUUUAUGUGACUUGUUAAUAUUUCCAACUGUCUGUAUAUAAUCUGUGUGUUAUAGAAUAAGCAUAGUGUUUGUCUCUGUACCUCUUUGUAAAGUUCCAUAGUAUAAAAGAUAAACACAACCAUGAUAGUGUUUUUAAUUUUUUUAACUACAGUGUAGACAUGUAUCCCCUUUCAAGAGUACAGCUCAAGAUUGCAAAUGACCCUGUCUGUCACUUUGUCAUAACAAUCAAGAGAUCACAAAUAAAAGCUUGAAAUAAGAUAACGAAACAUUAUAGUUACGUAACUUCCAGUUAAAAUAUUACAUCCACAAACCUUAUAUGUAUGAUAAUGUCAGUGUAACAUCUUAUGUAAGAUAAUUAAAACUAGAUAUUGAAGGACAGAGAAA